AUGCGCAAAGGCACCGGCAUCCACCGGCACGCACCCGUUUCCCCUGCCCCUCCGGCGGAGCCGCCGCGAGGGAGAGCGGAUACAAGUAACCGCAAAUUACCUCUGUGCGGCACCGAGACAGCGGCCGGGCUGCUGGCGGAGCCAGGGAGGCGGCGCAGGAGAGGCGAUGCCGGCUGCAGACCCGACCCCGCGCCCCGCCGCGGCAGCUUCACACCGAGCCCCGGGGCUGCACAGACCCGCACACCCGGACCGGCGCCGGCAGCUGCCCGCGGCUCCCUCCUGUCCCCACGGGUCCGGAGGAGCGGCCAGGGCCAGGCACGGCCCCGCCGAGGGAAGGGGCGGCGGGGGCUCCUCCAGCCCCGUCCCUGCCGGGCGGCGCCACCGCUUCCUUUCCCCGUCCCGCCUGCUGGGAGCGCAGCGGGAGCGAUCCCUGCGCCGCCCCCCGGCCCCUUCCCGCGGGGCGGCAAGCCGGGGAGGGAGCAGCCUCCCCAGCGCUCCUCCCCAAACUCGCCCCGGACUGGCACCGGCAGCGCUUCCCGCCGACGCCCGGGGGACCCCCGACCCCCGGCGUACCCCAGCGCCCUGCGCCCCUCACCGCUCCUCCGUCAGGCGGCGGGAGGAAUCUCUGCCACCAGCGAUCUUCGUUCAAAGUGCAGCCCGAGGCGGGGGAGGAACCGUGGGAAGGGAGAGCGUCUCUUGCCACCGGCCCCGAGGCAGCACAAAAAGCCCCGAGAGGCGGGUGGUUCGGCUUCAAAGGCAGGCGGACGGCUUCCCCCCGGCACCGCCAAUGUAACCGUGAACACCGCGGUCAAAUUUCCUCUUCCCUCCCGCUCUUUGUCUCCCUGGGGAAGUCAUUAUCAAAGGGAAUUUAUUCGCGCUGCAUCUCGGGGUCAGAACGGCAACACACACAGCCCCGACGCGCCCCACCGCUGCGAGGGACAGCGGCGACCCAGCCCCCUCGCAUCCCGUCCCUCGCUCCCCGCCGAGGUCCCGCGGCCGGGGGCGGCUUAUCUGCCCGGGCCGCCGAGCGGGACAGCGACUGGGCACUUCUCAGACACUUACCGCUUCCCCCAGGAACAGAAUUUGCAUGGGUUUAAAUGCACUUCUGUAAAUUUGAAUGGCUUUGCCCGCAGGGCACUGAAGGAAGCCGGCCCAGACGGGCACAGGCGCGGGCUGAGGUGCUCAGAGCAGUGUCCCUGUCCCCAGCCCUGUCACCCCGUUCCUGCGGGCUGCCCCUGA
This is a messenger RNA of Corvus hawaiiensis (hawaiian crow), 1239 nucleotides long. RefSeq names its product translation initiation factor IF-2-like. Bases 1 to 1239 code for a protein of 412 amino acids. The transcript is spliced from 2 exons. The record is from RefSeq and is a predicted model, not a curated record. NCBI's taxonomy places the organism in Eukaryota, Metazoa, Chordata, Aves, Passeriformes, Corvidae.